AUGGCACUGGACUCUGAGUUUGGUGUGAAGGGCAGCAGCAGCAUCAUCAGGGAAUGGAGUGGACAGGUCCAGCCCGCUCUGGUCGCCUCCUUUGUUUUCCUCUUCUUUCUGGAAGCCGGUCUGUGGGUCAGGAACCUCAGGCUCAAGAGAAGACUGCCGGGACCCUUCGCCUGGCCCGUGGUGGGCAACGCCAUGCAGCUGGGCCAGAUGCCUCACAUCACCUUCGCCAGGCUGGCCAAGAAAUACGGCAACGUGUACCAGAUACGACUGGGCUGCAGUGACAUCGUGGUCCUUAACGGUGACAGGGCGAUCCGUCAGGCUCUGGUAGAGCACAGCACAGCGUUCGCAGGCAGACCGAACUUUGUCUCUUUCCAGAUGAUCUCUGGAGGCAGGAGUAUGACAUUUACUAAUUACAGCAAACAGUGGAAAGCACACAGGAAAAUUGCCCAGUCAAGCCUCAGAGCCUUUUCCUCCGCAAACAGUCAGACCAAAAAAGCCUUUGAACAACACAUUACAGUUGAGGCCAUGGAACUGGUACAGCUGUUUUUGCGGCACAGCACUGAUGGACGGUAUUUUGACCCUGCUCACGGAUUUACAGUAGCCGCAGCUAAUAUCAUGUGCGCCCUCUGCUUCGGGAAGCGAUACGGACACGACGACCUGGAGUUCAGGAACCUGUUGAAAAAAGUUAACAAGUUUGGAGAGACAGUCGGGGCAGGGAGCCUGGUGGAUGUCAUGCCCUGGCUUCAGUCCUUCCCCAACCCAGUCCGCAGUGUCUAUGAAAACUUCAAAAACCUCAACGAGGAGUUCUUCGCCUUCGUGAAAGAUAAAGUGGCGCAGCACAGGGAGUCCUUCAGCCCCGAUGUGACCCGGGACAUGAGCGAUGCCAUCAUCAACGUGAUCGAGCACGGGAAAGACAGCGGGCUGACCAAAGACUUUGUCGAGGCAACAGUGACAGAUCUAAUCGGAGCAGGUCAAGACACAACGUCAACUUUCAUGCAGUGGAUACUACUGCUCCUGGUCAAAUACCCAGACAUGCAAACCAAACUCCACGAGCUCAUAGACAAAGUGGUGGGCCCGGACAGACUGCCAACAGUGGAGGACAGGAGCAGCCUGGCAUACCUGGACGCCUUCAUCUAUGAGACCAUGCGCUUCACCAGCUUCGUCCCCGUCACCAUCCCGCACUCCACAACCUCAGACGUGACUGUCGAUGGUCUCCACAUCCCUAAGGACACGGUGGUCUUCAUCAAUCAGUGGUCGGUCAACCACGAUACUCUGAAGUGGAAGGACCCUGACAUUUUUGACCCCACGCGCUUCCUUGAUGAAAACGGGUCCCUCGAUAAAGACGUAACCAACAGAGUGAUGAUUUUUUCAACGGGUAAAAGACGCUGCAUUGGCAACCAGAUCGCCAAGGUGCAGGUGUUUUUAUUCACAGCAGUGCUGCUGCACCAGUGCAGCUUUGAGAGCAACCCCUCUCAGCCCCUCACCCUUGACUGCUCCUACGGGCUGACGCUGAAGCCCCUCCGAUUCUGUGUCAGCGCCAAGCUCAGGGGAAAGCUGCUUGGCUUAGUUUCCCCAGCAUGAACAGCAUGUCCCAAUACUGUGACUCAAGGCCAGCAAACACUUUUUCCACCAACGACAUUUAUAGCAACAGUGAGUAAGGGCAUACCUGCACUAAAUCCUAUUGUAAGAUUCACAUAUUUAAUAAUGAUAUUUAAUGGAUUUCUUAACAAAGCCUGUGUUUAUUUCAUUGUUGGUGCAGAAUAUGAUUUAUAAGACGUAUCAUUCGCUGCACGUAGAAUUCAAGCUUGUGGACUGUUGGGAUCAGUGCAAAAGUAUUAAACUUCUGCUCCCCAAAGUAUUCUAUACUUGAUCAGAUCUUGUACGUAAUUGUUUAAUUCUGAAUUUUGUGCUUGUCUUACAUCCACUAUUGUGCGUGCACAUGCAUGGCGUGUGCACGCACUAUUGUGCGUGCACAUGCAUGGCGUGUGCUGGAAUUAGAUACACCCCUUAAAUGUCAUGUUUAAACUAAUAUAACUAUGUGAAGUGCUCAUGAAUGUUACAGAGCCAACAGAUGGCUCAUUGUUCUCAAUUGUAAUUUGUAAGAAUAUAUUUAACCAUUGCCACGUAACUCAGUUACAAAGUAUUUUUUUCUAUAAUUUCAUAUUUCAGGUGUGAUAAUAAAAUGUAAUGAAGUUUAAUGUAUCUCACUAUCUACUGUACGUCAAGCAUAUGAACACAUUAAAGAAAGAGUGCUGAUCGGGGUGGGGUGGGGGCGGGGGGGGAGUUGGGGUGGAAUGUUUGUGAAGGAAGAAGUCUUUCAUCAAGAAGCAUCCAUCACAGUGGUAAGGGUGAAGAAGAGAAAAUGCUGUGGACCACGGACACUUCACAGACUUGUAUUGUAUGUAUUCAGGGUUUGCUUCUACUGUACAAGCGCUGCAGCUGCCCCCGUGCCAAACCCAUAGUCUCACCCGUUCAGACGAUACACAUGUGCAGUGAAAAAGAAAAGAAAAGAAAAAUCAGCCAUGAGGCAUUCUCAAAAACAUGUUUGUUUACAAAGCAACUAUUUCAAAGCUACACGGAUGUCGCCACACCCUCUUCGAGCGUCUGCGUUCAGGAACUGCUGUCAUAAUGACCAAGGGGGCGGGUUUCUCUGGCCGCGUCGAGGCAACUCAAGUUGAGUUAAACUCAGUAGGCCGUGAAUGUUUAGGCAUUCAUCACGGAGGGUAUUUUGUUAUCAGUGUGUCGGCUUUGUAUGACGGAAAAAUAAGCUAUAUCUGACAUGAAUAAAGUGAAUUGUCAACGGUCA
Messenger RNA from Scophthalmus maximus (turbot), 2806 nucleotides. RefSeq names its product cytochrome P450 1B1. Gene Ontology annotation, biological process: hormone biosynthetic process; progesterone metabolic process. Gene Ontology annotation, molecular function: heme binding; steroid 17-alpha-monooxygenase activity; iron ion binding. The record is from RefSeq and is a predicted model, not a curated record. The transcript has a single exon. Lineage: Eukaryota; Metazoa; Chordata; Actinopteri; Pleuronectiformes; Scophthalmidae. Bases 1 to 1581 code for a protein of 526 amino acids.